This is a messenger RNA of Pistacia vera, 621 nucleotides long. Its product is annotated as NAC domain-containing protein 79-like. The record is from RefSeq and is a predicted model, not a curated record. The coding region runs from base 1 to 621 and encodes 206 amino acids. Gene Ontology annotation, molecular function: DNA binding. Lineage: Eukaryota; Viridiplantae; Streptophyta; Magnoliopsida; Sapindales; Anacardiaceae. Gene Ontology annotation, biological process: system development; regulation of DNA-templated transcription. The transcript has a single exon.
AUGGAGAUUCCACUGUGUUAUCGUUUUGAUCCAACUGAUGAAGAAAUCAUUCUCCAUUAUCUUUAUAACAAAACUCAUGGCUUCCCGCUCGUUUCAUCAUCUGCUGUGAUUGAGUGCGAUCUCUACGAUGAAACUGAUGCGUGGGAGAAGUUCUUUGAAGCCACAACAGAGACUACUCUUUACUUUUUCACAAAGCUUAGAAAGAAAUCGGAGAAAAGUUCCAGAGUUGAACGUGCUACAGGAGGCGGAAAAUGGAGAACUCAGGGUGAUGAAGAUUUGUACAACGGUGGUGACAGAAGACAACACAUUGGAUACAAACGGAGUCUUACGUUUAUCCCCAAGAAGACUGAAGAAAAGGGAAAAUGGGUGAUGAAGGAAUAUCGGCCUCAUGGUUUGGAUCAAAAGGAAAAACACGAUAUAUAUAUAUAUCGUGUUUUUCCUUUUGAUCCAAACCAUGAAGAAAUACUUCCCCAUUAUAUAUAUUUACAAUCAAACGAUGAAGAACAUGGAGAGCUAGCUGAACAAGAAAAAAUGUGUACAGCAGUUGACAGAAGACAAUCCAUUGGAUACAAUUGUACCAAUAAGAAUCUAAGAAGAAAACUGCAAGUGGAUGAUGCAUGA